AGCGUUUGACAUCAAGGGAUUUUGCGUGUUGACAUUCUAGAACUUUCUAGAAAGAUCUUUCAAAGUGAAAGUUGGAAAGAAUUCUAUGAGCAGUAUUUGCAAGGAUUUUAAUUUUUAAUGCACGAUGUCGGGGCACGGGCACAGUCAUGAUGGGGGAUGUGGUGGGGGUCACGACUGUGAUAGUCACGUGACGGAAGAUCAGCUGGCAGCCGCGUACAGUCUUUAUACAAAAAUAAACUUAGACGCAGUUCAGUGCCUGAAUUCAGACUCUCCGGCAAAGUCGGUGUUUAAACCAUGGGAGCAGAGACUCGACAAAGAGGAGUAUGUAGAGAGUGAUGCAGAUCCUGAGUUACUGUUUAGAAUUCCAUUUACUGGAAGUGUGAAAUUGAAAGGCAUCAUUGUGAUAGGUGGAGAAGGACAAAGUCACCCAGAUAAAAUGAGACUGUUCAAAAAUGUCCCAGAAAUGACCUUUGAUGAGGUAGGUCGCAAAGCGGACCAGGAAUUUGAACUGAGCCCUGACCCUGAAGGCAACAUCCAGUACAGUGUCAUAGCUGCAAGAUUCAAUAGCGUAAAUACUUUAUCCAUCCAUUUUCCAUCCAACUUUGGAGAUGACAACACAAAGAUUUACUACAUAGGACUGAAGGGAGACUUCCAGCAGGCCCAACGUCAGGAGGUCGUCAUAGCAACAUACGAAGCCCGACCAAUGCCGGGUGACCACAAAGCUGGUUCUGGCUUGGAAAAUUUAAAUCUCCCGAUCAGUUGAUGUCAUGGUUAUGUUUGUUGUCCUCUGUCAUCUCUACAGCUACUUCUAGACCGUGUGCUUACAAUGUGAACUGUGUACAUGUAAUAGACGGGACAAAAUAAUGCAAUAGAUCCCGGUACAGGCACACUUCAGCGAGUGUUAACGGUACAGACACGCCUCAGCGAGUGUUAACGGUACAGACAUGCUUCAGCGAGUGUUACCAGUACAGACACGCCUCAGUGAGUGUUACCAGUACAGACACGCUUCAGUGAGUGUUACCAGUACAGACACGCCUCAGCGAGUGUUACCGGUACAGACAUGCUUCAGCGAGUGUUACCUAUACAGACACGUCUCAGUGAGUGUUACCGGUACAGACACGCUUCAGUGAGUGUUAACGGAACAUACAUGCUUCAGCGAGUGUUACCUAUACAGACACGUCUCAGCGAGUGUUACCGGUACAGACACGCUUCAGUGAGUGUUAACGGAACAUACAUGCUUCAGCAAGUGUUACCUAUACAGACACGUCUCAGCGAGUGUUACCGGUACAGACACGCUUCAGUGAAUGUUACCAGUACAGACGCUCCUCAGCGAGUGAUACCGGUAGACACGCUUCAGUGAGUGUUACCUGUCCGUCUGUCUGUACAGACACGCUUCAGUGAAUGUUACCAGUACAGACAUGCUUCAGCGAGUAUUACCAGUACAGACACGCUACAGUGAGUGUUAUCUGUCCGUCUGAACAGACACUCUUCAGUGAGUGUUACUGUGAGAGAAACAGUCUAAUGUACACAGCCUUCAUUGUAUUCACACGCCAAUGUUUCACAUUGCAUGAUCCUUGUUUACUUAUUAGACUUGUCCAUUAAAAUCCUUAAGAAUAGAGUA
Messenger RNA from Ostrea edulis (European flat oyster), 1621 nucleotides. RefSeq names its product PITH domain-containing protein 1-like. The transcript has 6 exons. NCBI's taxonomy places the organism in Eukaryota, Metazoa, Mollusca, Bivalvia, Ostreida, Ostreidae. Gene Ontology annotation, cellular component: nucleus. The coding region runs from base 125 to 763 and encodes 212 amino acids. The record is from RefSeq and is a predicted model, not a curated record.